UUCAAGAAUUGCAAUAUUUAAGAAUACGAGUGCAAAAACGUUCUAUGUAUAAUUGCUCGCAUAAAUUCCUUGGAACAUAAAUUGUGUGUUAAUUUGGUCAUAGUUUGCUGCGUAGUUCAUGCUGCUUAAUUUAAAUUAAACCACAAGCAAGCAAUGAGCAAAAAGUCAAUGUUCUGUCAGAAGUUGCAAUUCCAAUUCCAUAUUGCGUGAGAAUUAAUAAACUUGGCAAGAUGUCGAUGCCGUCGACGAAUUCAGCAGCGACGCCCAAGCGAAUUAUCAAUAAAAUACCCUUGGAUUUUAACAAAUUAAAAAAAGCCGGCUUGGAUAGAAAACUGGCAGAAGCAUUGGGUAAACAAAACUUAACUCCAAAAAGAGAUGCUACCUUGACAACGCCAGCAUCCGAGGCGGCAACAACGACAAGAACGUCAGUGUCUACAGUGCCCUCUGCCCCGAGCGUUGGUGCAGCGCAGUCAACAACAGAGUCUGCUACCACAGCUACACAACAACAAAAGCCACAACUUGAGAUACUUAAUGCAAAAAUUGCGAAAUCAUUUUCCAAAAAUGUUGUUGCUGUGAAUGAGCAGACGCUGCAUAUAAAGGCGCUCCUAAAAAAUCGAAUACUGAGCAAAGCCGCUGCUCGUUUGUCAGAUGGUGCUGCUACAACACCAACGAUAGCAACAACUACUACUAAUGCAAACAACAGCUCAGCUGCGUCAACAUCUUCUGGUGGCUUUAAUGGAUCUGUAACCAAAGCUGAUUUAACAACGCGUCAGCAACCAUUGGUGCUAAAUUUGCUAAAUCAAUUGCCCAAGCAGCGUGCUACAUGUGGGAAAUCGAGUUCAAAACGGAAGGAGCAGCCUCCGCCCGCAGCGGAAAGAGGCGUUACACCUGUUGUAAAAAGAGCAUCCUCAAGUCCAGCAAAUCCGCCAACAGUCGUAGCAAAGUCACCGCCACCGGCACCACUUAUUGUGCUUGAGAAUAAAGUGCUAGCGCCCGAUGAAAAAAUAGAUUUGCGUAAUCUACAUUUGCCAGCCUCCACGCCGCUCAAGAAGAUAAUAAAUUUGCCCAGUAAACUGCCACCAGCCCCAAAAGGAAAGGUUAUACUUAAUGCCAACAAACUAAAGAUGCCGCGUGAAAAGCUUGCCCUGUUGGCCAAAGAAAUACGCAAGCAGGCAGAGCAACAGAAGCAACCUGGGACGGCACCGCCAACUGAUGUAGUGCCCAGCUCGCCAGCAAUUCCCAAUGAUAUAAGCAUUAUUUCACCUUGCACCGAUAUACAUACCUCGCUCAUUUCCCCAGUUGAAAAAGUAAACAACACCUUUUCGCCUUCACAUGUGCCUACGUCUAUUGGACCUCGUUCCCCUGAUGAUAAGUCUUCCAGCGGUAUGCUCUCCGCAGUGGAUUUUAUAGCUCAGCUAACGGCAUCAAAGCCCAUCGACCAGACCAAUGUGUUUGAACUAUCGGCAGAGGAAGCAAUGCUGAAUGCUAAAUUUAAUUCAAUAAAAGAAACUGUAAGGCCCAAGACACCUGAGCAAGAGUUACCUAUUGGCAAAAUUCUCAAGUUGCAAGAUCUUGAUAUUUUACAUGCCACAGUCAAUAAUAACGAGCCCAAUGUUGUGCGCAUAAGUCCGAACCCCAUGAAAAUGCAAAGCAAUAGCAUAGACAAUCAGACAAUCAAUACAAGUCCUAAAAAAGAUAAUGCAAGCAGCGUCGGCAAGAAUGACAUUCCAACUGUUAAGGAAAUUAAUAAAACAGUGGGAGUACACACAGAAGAGUCUGCGGCGAAGGAAGAAAAGCUACCAGAGGAGGAGGAAAAAGAAAAGCCACAGGACAAACCGUUUCCUUAUCGAGUAAGGAAAGGUCAAGUUCAAUUGGUCCAACGUAAGAAACGACCUAUUGUAUCAAAACUACAAGAAACAAGCGUUGUAGAUAGCGAAAAGAAUAAUGUGGCAUCAACGGAAACUGCCGGUGAUAUAAGUGUAGUCAUUGAGGAACCUAAAAGUGUGGAUAAGUUACCAAAAGAUCAAGUGGAAAACAAAACCAAAAAUUCAAUCGCAAAAAGUGAAGAAAGUACAAAACAAAUGAAGAAAAUAACUGAAGAAAGUCGCAACAUCACAAUUCGAACGGAAACUCCAAAAGAUUUAUCAAAAAUUGAGAAAACAGAAAUUAAAAAUACAUUAAGUAAGUUUAAAACUGACCAAAGCAUAAAUAACAUGAAAGAGAAAAGCGUCGAAGAAACCAGAAAUAGAAAAAGCAGAAAAAGUGAUGAACAACAAGCGAAAUAUCAGGACGAAAAGCCUCAAAAAGAAGAAAUACCAAAAUCAGCUAAACAAGAUGCGAAGCCGGUUGAGAAAACUAAAGAUAAUGAUAUGGUAAAAAUAAAAGAUGAGUCUGACAAUGCGCAUGGAAGAAAUAAAAAGUUAGUCAUAAAAACUCCAGAGAAAUUUCAAAAACCAGCAGAGGUUGUGCCUAAUGAAGCUGAAGAUACGAAGGUGAGAAAAAAAUCGGGAAAAUCAAUAGAUAAUAUUUCUAUAGAAACAGCAAACAAAGCAACAGAUGAGCUUAAGAGCUACGCAUUUAAGGGAGCCGAGGAAGAAGCAAAGAAUUCCCCAGCUGAAGACACUCAUGAUGAAACGGCAACUAAAGGGAAUAUGCUGGCAGAGAAGGAAAAAGAUCUAACCCAACUCUAUCGUCCACCCAAGAUGCCUAAGCUAAAGCAAAAACUACUCAACAAAAGCAACAACAAUAAUGAAACAAAAGACGCCGUUGUAACAACUACAAGCGUAAAUUUGCUGGAAGUUUUAAGUCGAGAGGAGCCAGCAGCUCAGGGUGAAGCCAAAGUGCCCUUCAAAGUCAGCAAGCAGCCAGUGGCCGAGAAUCAACAGACUGCUGAGCCUGCACUGCCUGUGCAGCCAGCAGAGCAAACAGCUGGCAAGUCAACGACUAGAAAGAAACUAAUCAAGACGCGUCCAGUGCUCAGUGCUAAGCGACCCGCCAAGCCAGCUGCGGAGGCAGUGCAUCCCAGAAAGCGUGCACUGCUGGCCGAAAGCAAAGCGAAAAACGGACAGCGCGUAACCACAUCCAGCACCAGUGAUGAUGAUGGACUUAUGUUUCAUGGGUUUGAUGAAGACCUGAGCAAUAGCAGGCGGGUCAAGCAGCUCAAGUCCCAGGAGACGGAUAUAAGCGAUGAUACGACGCCGGAUUGUGAUGAAACGGAGGAGGAGCCGCUUACAACAGCAGCUGAGCACAAGGAGCAGCCGAAACCAAGUGUCUGUGAUGUGAGUGUCGAGGAUGCGCAGUGUAAUCUCAGGCUGCUCAGUGAUGUGGCACUAGAGAAGACUACAACAAGGCGUAAUAACAAACGAGGCAAAGACCACGAAGCAGCAAAAGUGACAAAGGCAGAGCAGGUAAAAUCCCAGCAAGAGACAACUAAGGAAGAGCAUUUAGAGUUGGCCAAAUUGAAGCCACUGACAACAGUGAAUCAAAGAAGCACACGCAAGAGCCUAAAGCCGCCGCUGGCAGCAACACCAACAGCUGAGACUGAAGCUGCGGAAGUGAUAGAAGAGCCAGCAACGGCCAAGCGCAAAAGCAAACGCGGCACUAAGGAGACACCAGAGGUGCAGCUCAAUGCUGAGGAGACGACGCAGUCUAAACGUCAGACCAAACGGAAAAUUUCCACAGCUGAGCUUGACACAAGCGCAGCUGAACUCAAACCAAAGACUGAAACACGUCGUGGACGGCAAAGCCUACCCGCCGUAAGUGUAGUCACGCCCCAAGAGACAGCCACACCCAACGACACAUCGUUGUCUGCGCCCAAGAAGCGUGGACGAAAAUCUGCCAAUGAGCUUUUUGCCAAGCGUUUAAAAACGGAGAACAAUGCGAUAGAUACCAUGCCUGGCUGGCCCGACUGCAGUGGCUUUGACUUGCGAUUGCUGCUCAUCACCCAGCGGGAGCAGCUGGAGCUGCAGGUCGAGCAGCUGCGUCUGGAUGGGCAAGGAGAGGGUAGCGACCAGUGCGGUCUGUGCUUGAAGCGCUGCAACAAGGCGCAAUGGCAAACUCACUUGGGUGAGCACUACGGCAUAGGCUGGACAAUGGAGAAAACACCAGCGUUGUUAAAUCGUCAUGGGCUCACCACUAUGAUUAACGCAUACCUUAAGGCCGGCAAUAGUCUCUGCUGCCGGAUCUGUCAACGCCAGCUGGGCACGGGACUGGGCUUGUUGCUGCAUAUGGAGAGCUGUGGGGCCAAGCAGCGCGUAGAGUGCGAGAUUUGCAAAAAAUCCUAUAGCAAGCUAUCUUAUCCAGUACACUAUCGAACUUGUCUCGUCAAGCGCACGCAGCUGCAGGAAAAGGCGGACAAAAUGGCUGCAGCUGAGGAAAUGCAGGCGAACGUGACGGUUUUCAGCAACGCGGGACGCGCCAAGCGCAAGUCCACAAUAAAAGCUGAAAACAAGCUGGGGAAGCUAGCUGCCUUAACCGAGCAGGAAACGAAAGCUUUUGAAAGCGAUGCAUCUGAUUAUGAUGCAGCUAAGGAUAAUGAAUCUUCUGAAGAGGAUGGAUCUGAAGGCGUGGACUCUAAUGAGGAUGCGCCUGUGUCUGAGGAAGAUGAACCCAAGGAACGUGGACGCAUUAAAACUAUGUCGAAGCGAAAUAGCUCGAAAAUAAGUGCAGGGGACUUGCGCAAGAGCUUGCUUGGACGCAUUUCUAAACUGGACUUGGUGGUAGCAGAACGUUGGGCAUUUUUCGAGAAAACAAAUUAUUCCAAGCAAGCUUUGUAUGCCCAUUGGAAGCCCCUCUUUACACAACUUUCUGCGCAGCUAUCUAAAGAGUUGCUGCCCUCCAAGGAGUUUAAAUCCAUGCGCUAUGCCUACAAUAAGCUCAAAAACGAUAAUUGGCAACAAUUGGCGCCACUGGAGAGCUUCAAUCAAGCAGAUGAGCACGUUUGCUAUUUGGGCUCUGCCAUCAAGCAGUUGGCUUGGGUGCCGCUGCCCGCUGAAGCGGCAACACAAUAUUUGUUGUGUGCACAGCGUGCCAAGAUGCUCGGCUAUGCGCGUCAGCUUAAACCGAAAUUAGAGGACGCCUUACUCUUGCUGCUCGCCUGCAAUCAACUGUCAAAAGGCAAACAGGAUUGGGCGUUGGAAACGCGCCUGCAUUAUGGCAUACGUGUGCGUGAGGGACCAGUGCAUAGCUUCGCAUUUAUGCCCAGCGGUGGCUUUGAUAAGGCCUUAAAUCGUUUGGCUCUCUUGGCCGUGGCAAAUACUUCGAGUACAGUGCAGAUUUAUGCGCUACCGCUGCAGGUGGAGGACUGUCAUCAAGGUGUGGUUUUGGAAUUGCAAGCGCUAUUAAUGCUCAGCUUGGAUAUAGCAGAGCCAGUGCUGGAUGCCUGCACCAAAAUCUGUUGGUCCGAGGCUGCUGGUCAUAAUUUCUUGGUGACUGGUUAUGCCAGUGGUAAUAUUGCCUUUUGGGAUUUGCUAGAUACCUCUGGACUAAAUGCUCUGGAGCACAACAAUCAGCAGCAUUUGCUGCCCGCCAACUACUUUUACUUUGGCGAGCGCAAUAUAUAUCACUUGGAGCUGCACUAUGACACUAAGGGACCACGUUGGCUAGCUGUUGGCACUUCCGUGCGUAAGCUAUGCGUCUAUGAUAUCAAGAACUGGCUGCAGCCCUUGCCAAUUAUUUCCGAAACUGUAGCCAAUUUCUAUUUGAGCUGCUUGAGUUGGCCAUCUUUGUGGGAAGCUUUCGUAGCUGGCAGCUCUGAAAUAUUUAAAUUGCAAUAUGCGCGUUUGAUUACACUCAACCCCUCCGGCAUUGCCUACACCCAUGGCUUGUUGGAUUUCUCGAUUAGCAGUCCACGAUCACUGCAUUUUAAUUGCCAGCAAACGCUUACGGUGGCUUCCAGCGAUCGUGGUGACGUCAUCUUUACGCAAUCACUGCAAAUCAACUUGGAGAACGCGCUGCGUAAACGUAGCACUAAGGUCCGUACUAUGGGCGCCACCGAACCUGUCUAUUUGAAUGGCAAAGAGCAACCCGAGUCACUUACAGCUGCAGAGUUCAGGCGCGAUUAUGGAUUGCUCCUUCAACCAUUGGCAAAUAUGCCCAAUGGAAGCGGGCCCAAUCAUUUAAGUGCUAAUCGACGUAUCAGCUGCUUCGAUCUGUCGAACUUGCUACGCGUGAAUUGCGUGCGUUGGAAUUGGAACAAACCUGCACGUAACUGGGUCGCUGCAGGAGCUGAGCAUGGACUUUUGCGGAUUUUCAACCUCGAGCCGGACAAACAUUUUGAAUCCAAACUGUCCUGAGACUCGUAUUUUAUUAUUAUUACUUUUACUCCAAUUUUGUUGAAUGCUUGUUGCCUAAUUA
Drosophila busckii is the source of this 6354-nucleotide messenger RNA. RefSeq lists its product as uncharacterized. Gene Ontology annotation, molecular function: protein binding. The record is from RefSeq and is a predicted model, not a curated record. The coding region runs from base 231 to 6293 and encodes 2020 amino acids. Gene Ontology annotation, biological process: transcription by RNA polymerase III. Gene Ontology annotation, cellular component: transcription factor TFIIIC complex. NCBI's taxonomy places the organism in Eukaryota, Metazoa, Arthropoda, Insecta, Diptera, Drosophilidae. The transcript is spliced from 9 exons.